Notolabrus celidotus (New Zealand spotty) is the source of this 777-nucleotide messenger RNA. Its product is annotated as kininogen-1-like. The record is from RefSeq and is a predicted model, not a curated record. Lineage: Eukaryota; Metazoa; Chordata; Actinopteri; Labriformes; Labridae. The transcript is spliced from 4 exons. Bases 98 to 523 code for a protein of 141 amino acids.
GAGGUGGUCUGAACAUAAAAGCAAGCAGCAGGUGACCGCUGUGCCAGUCGACCUGCUCUCCAGCUCACAUAUCUGUAGUUUCAUCUGGAGAGAUAAAAUGUACGGGCACAACCAAGGAAACCAGUACCCUGGUUACCCAAACCAGCUAGGGGGAUACCCUCAGUAUCCUCCAGGGACUGCCCCUCCACCUGUCUACCCUCCUCAGCCCCACGGCCAACAUGGAGGCCACCAUGGACACGGACCUGGACCUGGUUGCUGCCCAGGUCAAGGCCAGGCACACGGGCAUGACCACAGCCACGGCCACAGCCACGGUCAUGACCACAGCCACGGCCAUGGCCAAGGACAUGGGCAUGGACACGGGCAUGGACCGUGCACUGGACAUGGACAUGGACAUGGAGACAAGAAGAAACACAAAAAGGACAAGCACAAGCACAAGGAUGGACACAAACACGGAAAAUGUCACAAGAAAGGAAAGGACGGUCACGGGUCCUCCAGCAGCUCCUGCAGCAGCGACUCGGACUAGAGGCAUCUGAAACCUUCGUCCCUUUAUCAAACAUUGGGAUUAUUAUUUUACUGCUUACAUGUUUCUAUAUAAUCUUUUAAAAUGUCUCUGUUUCAAAAACUGCAUUUUAAAAUUGUAUCCCACUAACCAUAGGAAGAGCUUCUCCUGAAAUCUCCUUAUUUUGAUGAAGAGAGGCAUUACAGACCUUAUUGUAUCCAUGACUGUGUUUGUGAGAAUAAUAAAGGUGCUAAUUUCACUAUUCAAUCAAAAUGCAA